Molecule: messenger RNA, 892 nt
Organism: Meloidogyne enterolobii
Lineage: Eukaryota; Metazoa; Nematoda; Chromadorea; Rhabditida; Meloidogynidae
Source: the annotation of a GenBank genome assembly
CUUCCUAUCUAUCCACAAAACAUUGAAGAACUGAAGAUUGUCCGUUGUUGGUUGGAAAGAUUAUUUAUUUGUACUUUUGAUCAUGCAGAAUUUAAAGAUUAUAUUUUCAAUCCAGAAAUGAUUAAAAUACUUUUUGACAACGAAAAAUAUAUUCCAACUCAAUUUCGUGCAAAAUACGGGACAUUAACUUAUCGCAACCUCAAUAUCAAAAAUUUAUUAAAAUUUAGUUUGGAUCAUUUAAUUAUUAUUAAUGAACUUGGAAUUAAAUUUAAAUGCUUAGAUAAAAAAGAAAGAUGCAACAAUUAUAUUUUAGAACUGUUAAAUAAUGGAGGCAGAAAUAUCCAUUUAAUUAGAUUUAAUAUAGAGAAGCAAGCAUUGUUGGAUUUGAUUAUAAAGGUAGUUAUAGAGGCAUUUCGGAUCUGGAUCUUUGGUGAUUUGUCAUUCCUGAUCUUGGUCACUUUUAAUAAUUUACUACACUCAGAAAUGUAGUCACAAAAUGAUAAUUUUAAUUUUAAUAAUGAAUAAGGGUGUCUCUUUCCAAAAGACCAAAUAUAGGGCGAAGCGUGUCAAAUAUGGCAAAAAUAGGGCGAAAUUGGCAAAAAAUAGGGCAUUGUUUUAAACACUUAAAAAUACUUAAAAUUUAAAAUAGAAAGCUUUAUUAUGCUUGUUUUUUACAAUUUUAAACUAAAUUAAACUGGGACUACGCAAGAGACAACUUAGAAACGCGACGCAAGUCCAAAAACGACGCAAAACGGAACGCAAGAUAUUUUUUUAUCAAAAAUCCGCUUCCACCUACCGCAAAAUUCUGCCUUUUUGAGCCUUCCGUCUUCCGUUUUUUUAUAUUUCCCUUACGUUAUCAUUCAAAAUUGUCCAUUCCUGUUAGUUAAAUUAC